Schistocerca americana (American grasshopper) is the source of this 1869-nucleotide messenger RNA. Its product is annotated as bromodomain-containing protein 4-like. Lineage: Eukaryota; Metazoa; Arthropoda; Insecta; Orthoptera; Acrididae. Bases 1 to 1869 code for a protein of 622 amino acids. The record is from RefSeq and is a predicted model, not a curated record. The transcript has 3 exons.
AUGACUGUUGGUGUGCUUUGCACGCCUUGUGUGGAACGGCCGCAGCCUUGUGUGGAGCGGCCGCAGCCUUGUGUGGAGCGGCCGCAGCCUUGUGUGGAGCGGCCGCAGCCUUGUGUGGAGCGGCCGCAGCCUUGUGUGGAGCGGCCGCAGCCUUGUGUGGAGCGGCCGCAGCCUUGUGUGGAGCGGCCGCAGCCUUGUGUGGAGCGGCCGCAGCCUUGUGUGGAGCGGCCGCAGCCUUGUGUGGAGCGGCCGCAGCCUUGUGUGGAGCGGCCGCAGCCUUGUGUGGAGCGGCCGCAGCCUUGUGUGGAGCGGCCGCAGCCUUGUGUGGAGCGGCCGCAGCCUUGUGUGGAGCGGCCGCAGCCUUGUGUGGAGCGGCCGCAGCCUUGUGUGGAGCGGCCGCAGCCUUGUGUGGAGCGGCCGCAGCCUUGUGUGGAGCGGCCGCAGCCUUGUGUGGAGCGGCCGCAGCCUUGUGUGGAGCGGCCGCAGCCUUGUGUGGAGCGGCCGCAGCCUUGUGUGGAGCGGCCGCAGCCUUGUGUGGAGCGGCCGCAGCCUUGUGUGGAGCGGCCGCAGCCUUGUGUGGAGCGGCCGCAGCCUUGUGUGGAGCGGCCGCAGCCUUGUGUGGAGCGGCCGCAGCCUUGUGUGGAGCGGCCGCAGCCUUGUGUGGAGCGGCCGCAGCCUUGUGUGGAGCGGCCGCAGCCUUGUGUGGAGCGGCCGCAGCCUUGUGUGGAGCGGCCGCAGCCUUGUGUGGAGCGGCCGCAGCCUUGUGUGGAGCGGCCGCAGCCUUGUGUGGAGCGGCCGCAGCCUUGUGUGGAGCGGCCGCAGCCUUGUGUGGAGCGGCCGCAGCCUUGUGUGGAGCGGCCGCAGCCUUGUGUGGAGCGGCCGCAGCCUUGUGUGGAGCGGCCGCAGCCUUGUGUGGAGCGGCCGCAGCCUUGUGUGGAGCGGCCGCAGCCUUGUGUGGAGCGGCCGCAGCCUUGUGUGGAGCGGCCGCAGCCUUGUGUGGAGCGGCCGCAGCCUUGUGUGGAGCGGCCGCAGCCUUGUGUGGAGCGGCCGCAGCCUUGUGUGGAGCGGCCGCAGCCUUGUGUGGAGCGGCCGCAGCCUUGUGUGGAGCGGCCGCAGCCUUGUGUGGAGCGGCCGCAGCCUUGUGUGGAGCGGCCGCAGCCUUGUGUGGAGCGGCCGCAGCCUUGUGUGGAGCGGCCGCAGCCUUGUGUGGAGCGGCCGCAGCCUUGUGUGGAGCGGCCGCAGCCUUGUGUGGAGCGGCCGCAGCCUUGUGUGGAGCGGCCGCAGCCUUGUGUGGAGCGGCCGCAGCCUUGUGUGGAGCGGCCGCAGCCUUGUGUGGAGCGGCCGCAGCCUUGUGUGGAGCGGCCGCAGCCUUGUGUGGAGCGGCCGCAGCCUUGUGUGGAGCGGCCGCAGCCUUGUGUGGAGCGGCCGCUGCCUUGUGUGGAGCGGCCGCUGCCUUGUGUGGAGCGGCCGCUGCCUUGUGUGGAGCGGCCGCAGCCUUGUGUGGAGCGGCCGCAGCCUUGUGUGGAGCGGCCGCAGCCUUGUGUGGAGCGGCCGCAGCCUUGUGUGGAGCGGCCGCAGCCUUGUGUGGAGCGGCCGCUGCCUUGUGUGGAGCGGCCGCUGCCUUGUGUGGAGCGGCCGCUGCCUUGUGUGGAGCGGCCGCUGCCUUGUGUGGAGCGGCCGCUGCCUUGUGUGGAGCGGCCGCUGCCUUGUGUGGAGCGGCCGCAGCCUUGUGUGGAAUUGCCUGCUGUCCUUACAGGUAACUUUCAAGCAAUAACUCGUUACACCAGUGACUCGAAUCACUGUCUUCACUUAUAUUUACGACAGAGGCUAGUCCAGAAGAAGCAGCAGCAGCAGCAGCAGCAGCUUUGA